Messenger RNA from Anoplopoma fimbria (sablefish), 1156 nucleotides. It is a transcript of the gene ppa1a, whose product is annotated as inorganic pyrophosphatase 1a. Gene Ontology annotation, cellular component: cytoplasm. The record is from RefSeq and is a predicted model, not a curated record. Lineage: Eukaryota; Metazoa; Chordata; Actinopteri; Perciformes; Anoplopomatidae. The transcript has 11 exons. Gene Ontology annotation, molecular function: inorganic diphosphate phosphatase activity; magnesium ion binding. The coding region runs from base 27 to 893 and encodes 288 amino acids. Gene Ontology annotation, biological process: phosphate-containing compound metabolic process.
GGGAGAGCUUGAGAGCAACAACAGACAUGAGCUUUACCAUCGAGGAGAGGGGCAGGCCGAACACCAAAGAGUACAGGGUGUAUUUUAAAAACCCUGAGGGAAAAUACAUCUCUCCGUUCCAUGACAUACCCAUCUACGCAAAUGAAGCAGAGAAUAUUUUUCAUGCUGUUGUGGAGGUUCCAAGAUGGACAAAUGCAAAGAUGGAGAUUGCCACCAAAGAUCCUCUCAAUCCACUGAUACAAGAUAUAAAGAAGGGGAAUCUCCGUUAUGUAGCGAAUGUGUUUCCUCACAAAGGCUACAUCUGGAAUUAUGGAGCUAUUCCACAGACAUGGGAAGAUCCAAACCACAAGGACAGCGACACAGGUUGCUGUGGAGACAAUGAUCCUAUUGAUAUAUGUGACAUAGGAGAUAAGGUGUGCUCUCGAGGAGAAAUAAUCAAAGUGAAGGUGUUAGGAACUCUGGCUUUGAUCGAUGAGGGAGAAACAGACUGGAAGGUCAUUGUGAUCAAUACUGAGGAUCCUGAAGCCGCCGACUUUAACGAUAUUAAUGAUGUAAGACGACUAAAGCCUGGAUACCUGGAGGCAACUGUUGAUUGGUUCAAAAGAUACAAAGUCCCAGAUGGGAAACCUGAAAACCAGUUUGCUUUCAACGGAGAGUUCAAGGACAGGGACUUUGCCAUUGAAACAGUAAAGAGCACCAACGAGUUUUGGAAGGCGCUGAUUUCUAAGAGGACAAAUGCUGGCGAGUUAAAUUGCAUGAACACCAGUGUCUCAGAUAGUCCGUUCUGCUGCUCUGCUGGGGACGCAGAAGCUGUGGUUAAGUCUGCGAGCGCUUUUGGAGCCGAAGAUCCAAUUCCAGGUUCAGUGGACAAAUGGUUCUACUAUGAGAACUAAGAGGAUAAAUCCUGGGCUGAAACCUUCCUUCACUUCCUCAUCGCUUCAUCUGAUUUCAACACAUCAGAGCAGUACACGGACGGGAUGGAUUGGAUUAAUGUUUCAUGUCACAUUUACCUGCUUCUUUGUUCACACUUGAGAUGUCUGAUGCUGUUUAAACCUACUUGUUGUGUGGUUGUGAGACAAUAUUACAUUUAAGAUAUCAGAUAGUCACCUAUCAUUUCAGGAUUGAAGAAACAUCACAAUAAACUACACUUAACCCC